AUGGCACCUAAAGCUUCAGUGUUGCUUCCACUCUACAUCUACCCAUCACCCGGCGCAUGGCAGCCGUUAUAUCAAACAGCCGUUCAGUACCCAGGUGUUGACUUCACAAUAAUCAUCAACCCCAAUAGCGGACCAGGUGAUGGGAUGCUGCCAGAUGCAAAUUACACGCAUGGUGUCGCCACCUUGAACAAGCUGGACAACGUCCGCACCAUUGGCUACGUCGCAACCAAUUGGGGCCAGAAAGAUGCACAGAAAGUACUUCAGGAAGUAACCACUUACUCGGGAUGGACUAGCCAAGAUUCGUCUGUGGCACUGGACGGGAUCUUCUUCGACGAAACGCCCGCUCAGUACCAUCCAGAUCACGCUCAAUACCUGCUGAAGGUUUCCGAGGCAGUUCGCGAGGCAGAUGGCUUCGGCUCCGGAUGUGUUGUGCACAAUCCAGGAUGCGUUCCAGCCAUGCAAUACUACACGGACCCCAGCUACGUGACGCUCGCCGACGUGACGGUAGUGUUUGAAGACGCAUACCAGACGUGGCUCAGCCGCCAAUCAAACCUGACAUCGACCUCGCUUCCGUUCGAUCACGGCAAACUCGGAUGUCUCCUUCACUCUGUACCACUCAUGACGGAGCGAAGCCUCUCGGCGUUGAUAGAACAGGUGGCGGGCGUCGGCGCUCACGUGUAUCUCACGGGCACCACCAACUACACCAGCUUCAGCCCCCAAUUUCCGACAUUUGUGGACGCGUUGGAUCGCCUGAUCAACUAG
Messenger RNA from Mytilinidion resinicola, 762 nucleotides. RefSeq lists its product as uncharacterized. The transcript has 3 exons. The record is from RefSeq and is a predicted model, not a curated record. Bases 1 to 762 code for a protein of 253 amino acids. NCBI's taxonomy places the organism in Eukaryota, Fungi, Ascomycota, Dothideomycetes, Mytilinidiales, Mytilinidiaceae.